This is a messenger RNA of Paramormyrops kingsleyae, 3483 nucleotides long. RefSeq lists its product as uncharacterized. Gene Ontology annotation, molecular function: dopamine receptor binding. The record is from RefSeq and is a predicted model, not a curated record. NCBI's taxonomy places the organism in Eukaryota, Metazoa, Chordata, Actinopteri, Osteoglossiformes, Mormyridae.
GCCAGGGAACCGGCCGGGGGGCGCUGCGCUGCGCUGCUUACCGGGAAGUGAACAAAAACAAGCGAGGAGCAGCGAUCGCUACCGGGAGCAGGACACGGAGGGGCAGAACCGCGAGCUUAUGAUGGACCAUGGUGACAAAACUCAUGCACUCCAUAAUAUAAGCCUGACGCUUGGUUGUCUUGACAAUAAUAAUAAUAAAGCCCGCUUGCUGACCCGGACGUCAAGAAACGCUGCAUAGCAGGUUUGGGCAAUUCGGUGGGACAUGAGGGCACUGGAAGGAGAGGCAUGGGAUGGAAGUGCCUUGCGGUGUGGGCGUGAAUGCACAGGAGAUGGAAAAUGGAUUCAGGAGGGCAGGUGGUGGUGACAGCAGACAAGGAGAAAGCUUAUACCAGGAGUAUCACUGUAAACCUGAUGCAUCCUCUCACUUAAGGACAGUUGAAGGUUUCAUGGGCCAAGAUGGACUGUCGGUGCCCCCUGUGAAGAAAGUGAAGACAUGCAGCAGACCAAGGGAGUACUGGCAGGACCAGAAGAUGAUUGAAGGGCAGGUGGAGAUUAAGAUGAAUUUUGAGCCUAUGUUGGCUGAGUUGUUAGAUGUUAAGCUAGGGGAGAUGUUUGAACAGACCAAGUCAGAUUUUGACAUCCCUUUGUCCUCGUCCUCAUCCCAUCUGGUCAAUGGAGUCAUACAUGGUGAUUGUGGGAGGGGAUGCUGGCACCAUGAUUCAGGGGAAGAAAGACCAGACAGUCUUGACCUUAGUUCCUCUUCCAUGGAGACUUGUCCGCAAGAUGGAGGAAGCACGUUGGGGUUUGGAAAACCAGAGGAGGACGAGAUGGCCUCAAGAGAAGAGGAGAGUGAUAGAUUUUUUGGACUUGGUGACUGGGGGAAAUCGGGCCAAGGUGCAGGUGAGGGGGAGGAGGACCAGAAGGGUGAAGGAAACAAUGGUGGCGGUUCAAGGACAUGCAAGGAUCCAGGGGCGCAGCGAUUUGGGGACAGAAAAAGAGUCCGGGCCCGUGGUGGCAAGACGGCCAUAUCGGGAGAGCGGGACCUGAGUCAUCAGCAGCACUCAUUCUCAUUUUCCAAACCAGCGCCUUCUGGAGGGCGACACCGGCAAGCCAGGAGACGGACCAGCCACCACCACCACCACAGCAGAUCUGAUGGCUCUGCUCUGUCCCGUCUCUCCCAGAGCUGCCGAAAGCUGCUGUCUGAGUCCCUGUGCCCAUGGUGCCUGUCUUAUGUGUGCAUGGUGGUGGAUCUCAUCGUUUUAGUGGCCCACCACUGUGGCGAAGUGGUGGAAGGUGUCGGGGUUGCGCUCUACCUUUCGGUUGGCCGGCUGCUCUGCAAGGCUGCAGACCUGUCCGCCGUGAAGGCGGAGGCCAGUCAUUUGCUGCAUAGGUUGACCUCCGCUGGAGUGGCUUUAGCAACCUGGAGUACAAAGAUGGCAGCACAUGGCUACGGGGCAUGGCUUUUCUGUCUCAGGGUUCUGUACAUUGCCUUGCUCCUGGGCACUGGGUGGGUGAGAGGCUUCCUGGGCAAGGUAGCUGCGGAGAGGAGCUGCCGGUGGUGGGAUUCACUUCGGCGCUCAAGAGCUUGGGCAUGGAUGGUGAAGAUGUGGGGCAAAGCCCAGACAGCUAUGGGGAGGACUGGCCUUCCAGAACCACCCUUUAUUCCCAAGCCUCCCAAUGACUCAGGGAGAAGUUACCCUGAACAUGAACUGGAGCGCCUGCUUGCAUUAGCAGAGGUUCCCGAAGAGGAGCUGGAUCCAUUUGUCGUACUGGGAGUAGAAGCUGACGCCACAGAUCCUGAACUGAAGAGAGCCUACAGGCAACUGGCUGUUCUCGUUCAUCCAGACAAGAACAAGCACCCGUCUGCUGGAGAGGCCUUUAAGGUCUUGAGAGCAGCCUGGGAUAUUGUUAGCUGCCCAGAAAUGCGCAGGGAGUACCAAAUGAAGCGCAUGGCAGAGACUGAGCUGUCUAAGUCCAUGAACGAAUUUCUCACCAAGCUGCAGGAUGAUCUAAAGGAGGCCAUGAACUCCAUGAUGUGCACCAGAUGCAAUGGCAAACACAGGAGGUUCGAAAUGGAGAGGGAUCCCAGCCAGGCCAGGUUCUGCGCCGAGUGCAACAAGCAUCACGGCGUAGAAGAUGGUGACCUCUGGGCCGAGUCCAGCAUGCUGGGAUUGCGUAUAACCUACUUCGCCUUCAUAGACGGGAAGGUGUACGACAUCACGGAGUGGGCCGGUUGCCAGCGGAUUGGAAUUUCUCCCGAUACUCAUCGCGUGCCCUACCACAUCUCCUUCAGCUCGAAGCACGCCACUGGCGCUACGCAGCAGAAGGCUUCUUCUGAGCCGCCUCCUGGACCAAGCUCUCCCGCCGACCUUUGGGACGUCUUCAGUCGCAUUUUCCAGGGAACAGUUCCUAAUGGCACUGCAGCCGGUGGAGGCUUUUAUCCCCCCUCGCCCUCGUCCUACCAGCCCAAUGGUUCAAACACCUCUUUUCCGACCUCUGCAUCACAAACGGGACCCUUUGGCCCAGGGGGGCCCAAGGCUGAGGGUCCCAAGCCUUCCCGCAGGAGAAAGAAAGUACGCAGGCCAUUCCAGCGCUGAGCAGAGUUUAACAACUGAUGUUUUAUGUCUUAGGAGCCUCUGCAUUUGCCCUCCACACCUCUAGACAUUUAUGAGAAGGUUCGUGGACAAGGCUACUGACUCUUAAAUGGAGGGGAAGGGAUAGUUUGUUCCAUUUUUGUUUCUUUGCAUUUUUUGUUGUGAAAUGGAAAUGUAGCCAUAUGAUCCUAAAGCUCAAAGGCGCAGUUGGAGGCAAGGAGCCUUUGAUGCUCAGAACCAUAACUUCACAUUCAGAGAAUGGCCGAGGGUGAUCUCAGACAGGACCUAGCAAAUGAGCUGUCAUGAAUUCCACUGAUUGAAGGCCACCUGCUUCAUGUAAAUAUGGACUGGGGGCUCCGGACCACCUGCGCUGUUUGUGGGCUGGUCAAGAUGUGUUACGGAGGGAUGCUUCAGAAGGUUUCACUAAAUAGCACCUCUGUUGCUUCCUUCGUUGUCAAAUCUGACUCAUGGUCCACCAUGUCUGCUUCCCUAUUGAUUGAGAUAUAGCAAAUCGUUAAAUGGCAAUGAGGACGUGUGAUAACAAUUGCACUUAUGUUUCGUUCAGUUCUCAUAUUUUGAAGUUUAAAUGUGUUCAAUGAAAGCAAUCUUGAGUAUAACCACCUUGCCUUUUUGCGCUGUAAAAAUGUAGGAGAAACUUCAGAAGAAGAUUCAUCGACAUGGGGGAAAUUCAAAGAUCUGGACGCUAACGUCUGACUUGAAGCAAUAUGCGUUUUGUAAAAUUGUUUGUGUUGUUUUUAGUGCAGAAAUAUGUGAUAAAUAACUGAUCCUGCGCAUUUCCUAGGAUGUUCUGUGUGUCAGUGUAGAGGGUAUGUAUUGAUGAAAUUCAUGGAAUACGUAUGGAGUAAAUACAAAUUCUUAAAUAUUUUAA